UUGCUUCACGCACGGGAAACCAUUCAUCUUUGCAGAUGACCUAAAAGUAGCUUAUACAUUCCAAAGUGAUGACUUAGGGAACUUCGAGAAUGUAGUGCAGAAGGAAUUAGAUAAAAUGACUGCUUGGUCGUCCCUAUGGAAUCUCCAAUUCAAUCUGAAAAAAUGUGGCUGGAUCUGCUUCGGUGCACCCUCAAUUGACCUGAAAUUAACGCUUCAAUCCGCUAACCUAACCAGACUCCGAAGUGUCGUUGACCUAGGCCUGAGGUACUCUAGUGACUUGACAUUCUCUGAGCAAGUAGCAUCACAGACUAGAAAAUCGAGGAUGCUCUUAGGAUGCAUACUCAGGAACUUUCACGACAAUGAAGCCAAGCUAAUUCUGUACAAAACAUGUGUCAGACCACUACUAGAAUACUGUCCAUUUAUUAUAAGCAGCACUCGCACACGUGAUAAGCUAAGGAUGGAAAGUAUCCAACGAUAUUUUACCUCAAAACUACUUGGCUACGAUUGUAAGAAAGACUACAUCUCACGGUGCAUGAUCCUAAAACUUGACCCACUUUGGACAAGGCGACUUAUUAUAAACCUAAUAUUCUUCUUUAAGGUCCUUCACAAAAUAUCAUUCUCAGGUAACAGGGACAUACAAUUCGCACAGGAAGGUUCUUACGAUCUGCGUAACCAAACUUCCACAGUGACAACUCAUUCUUUUAAGUCAACACUCCGUGAAAACUUCUUCACAGUCAUGUAUUCUAAAAUAUGGAAUAGCCUGCCCAUAGAUAUCAGAACUUGCUCUUCGGUUACAAGCUUCAAACGCUCUCUAUACAGACUGUUUCACUCUACUGAUUAUAUUAAUAAACUAUUUACUCCUAGAACGAAUCAAUCACUAAUCUACUACAGCACCUAAAAAACGCACUUCAACACCCUUAGCAAUCUAAACAAUAUAAAUAAACUAGCAGCAUGGAUGCAUAAAGACUUAGUACGGAACAUACAGGAUAGUUUACCCUUAGAAAUAGGAC
This is a messenger RNA of Trichobilharzia regenti, 1010 nucleotides long. NCBI's taxonomy places the organism in Eukaryota, Metazoa, Platyhelminthes, Trematoda, Strigeidida, Schistosomatidae. The record is from the annotation of a GenBank genome assembly.